Messenger RNA from Otolemur garnettii (small-eared galago), 706 nucleotides. RefSeq names its product selenoprotein H (gene SELENOH). Gene Ontology annotation, cellular component: Golgi apparatus. Lineage: Eukaryota; Metazoa; Chordata; Mammalia; Primates; Galagidae. The transcript has 5 exons. The record is from RefSeq and is a predicted model, not a curated record.
CCCCCCGGCAGGCCUCGUGGACUCUGCGGACCGGGAGUUUUGCUCCUGGGUAGAGGUUUCCGCUGCGGGGUCAGAGAUUCUAACCUAAGGUCGGUUCUUUUCCCGGUCGGCUCUAAGCGCUAUGGCUCCCCGUGGGAGGAAGCGGAAGGCCGAGGCCUCGGUGGUCGCGACGGCGGAGAAGCGAGAGAAGGAGGCGAACGGUGUGGAGGGAGUGGAUGAGGCGACCGUCGUGAUUGAGCAUUGCACGAGCUGACGCGUUUAUGGGCGCAACGCUGCGGCCCUGAGCCAGGCGCUGCGCCUGGAGGCCCCGGAACUUCCAGUUAAAGUGAACCCUGCCAAGCCCCGUAGAGGCAGCUUCGAGGUGACAUUGCUGCGCCCGGACGGCAGCAGUACGGAGCUCUGGACUGGGAUUAAGAAGGGGCCUCCGCGCAAACUCAAAUUCCCUGAGCCUCAAGAAGUGGUGGAAGAGUUGAAGAAGUACCUUUCGUAGGAAGUUCUGGGCAGAAGUCCUUAUGCUGAGGUUUGAAAUAGCUUUCUGUGCUGGUGAUGUUGGAGCAUGUAUGACGGGACAUGGCCAAACUUAAGUCAUGUGCCUGAAGCUACAGUUUCUUCCCCUCCAGAAAUGAUGGUUCAGUUUUGAGGCAACCCUCUAGUAAGGCAUUGCAAAAGUUACUGGAUUUGGUUUAAUAAAAGUCGAAAUAAAGCA